AACGAGAUGAUCGUUGUGGUCCUUUUCAACCCAGGCCAUUCUAUGAUUCAUUCUAUGAUUCUAUGAGGUUGGUGAGAACUGAUGAGGGUCAGAUCAAAGUGGGUCCAGGAGGAUGAGCUGUGGAGCUCCUGCUCCAACAGGAGGCAGUGGAUCUGGAAAGUGAGGUUCUGGCUCACUUUGGCCAGGCUGGAAGGACGUCGUGCACGGCAGGCAGUCGAGGACAAUCGUUGCGGCCAUGCCCAGCUCUGCAGCCUCGCUGCUCAAAAGCCACGGGGUGGCAGCAGGGCUUUGUGGAGCAGCGCUGGGGCCUGGGGACGGGGAACAAAGUUGCUGGAGUGGCAGGAGACACGGAGCACAACUCCGUAUUCCAUUUGCCCAAGGAUGUUGUGGAUGCCCCAUCCCUGCAGGCAUUCAGAGCCAGGCUGGAUGUGGCUCUGGGCAGCCUGGUCUAGUAGUUGGCGACCCUGCACACAGCAGGGGGUUGCAAUUGGAUGAGCAUUGUGAUUCUUUUCAACCGAGAACAUUCUAUGAUUCUGUGAUUCUAUGAUUCUAUGGUCUCUCUUGUCAGCUCCUUGGGGACUGUGCUGCAGGCUGUCCCCACCUUCCCAGUCUUCAGAGGUGGGGGGGCUCCUCCAAAGCUCAUUAGCUAUCACGUCCCCUGGUGUAGGGCUGACAAAAGGGCUCUGUGCAGGGCCCUGCGCAGUGCGAGGUGCUCAGCCAGGACCUGGGGGUGGGUCUGUGGGCUUGGAGGAGGCUCCAGUAACUCACUGACCACUAGGGACUGGGAGCUUCGCUUAGAAAAUUGUGCCCAUAGAGCAGCAAAUGCUGUCAUUGUGCCUCCCAGGUAAGAUGGCUGGGGGUUGUAAACCCCAUAGGCACCUCAUGUCUCGCAGGCUGCAGCCCCCGGAUGAUGCAGAGCACAGGCUGGUGGGAGUGAGGUGCAGGUGGAAUAGAGCCAGCACAGUGCAGCAGGCUGCUGGGCACCGGUGGUCUUUCAAGAAAGAUCUGCACCUACUCUGCCUGCAGCAGACCGCAGCGCUUCCAGAAACGUAGUGCCUCAAAUUGGGCUGACUCUGUGCCUCUGCACAUCACCCCCACCGCGCGCACCGCAUCUCCCAGCCCACGCCGCCGGGUGACUCAUUGCUCCCAGGCUGCUCAAGCUGAGCAUUGGACUCUGUAAAUCUCCCCAAAAUGAGCAUUUCGGUGAGACUCCAUCCCUGGAGCCUCUGCGGCUUUGUAGCAGGAAAAGCAAAUGGAUGCAAAGCUUUAUUUGCUGAGAAAAGUAGGGCAGGGAGCUCUCACAUUGAAGAAAUCGGAGGAAAAAUGUGCAGCAACAGCCUGGGCUGUAAGCUUCCAGAGGGCAGGGAAUGUGGAUCUGAAUCAGUUCAAGACAGCUCCUCCCCCUGCAGCAAAUGACGCCAAAAUAUCUCAGGCUGCGGGGCUGCAUCGCUCUGCCUGGGCACCGCGUGGGAGCUGCAGGAGGGCGGCAGGGCCGGCAGCAGCAGGGCAGGAAGCACGAGCGAGCGAAUUUCUUCGUGCGGGUUUUGAGAACCGAUACCCGGCUGUCCCUCCGGGCUAGAAAAGCAACUUUCCAAAACCGCAGAGCACACGGUGUGUCUACGUGAGGCAGCUGCUGGCUGAGCUGGGAAAUGCCCAGCCUCACUGUCCCCAAGGGGCCCCUCUGCUCGCUCCAUGUGCAGGGCUUCACAUGAGGCACAGGGACCCCCGGACAAAUGUGGCUCCUUUGUCAGGGCCGUGUGUCUUGGGUGAGCUGGGCCCUGGUGAGCACCUGCAUGUGAGUGCAGAAGUGCUGGGGGCACCUCUGCAGGGCUGUGGGGCUGUGGGCACUGCAAAGUGGGAGUGCCCACCUCUGCCCCCGGUUUUGCUCCUGCAGCCUUUCUGGUUGUCACUCUGUGCUCAUGUCAAGGCCAGGCAACAGAGAUGCUGUGCAGGGCCCUCUGGGGAGGGUCAGUCCCACGUUGCACCAACCUCCCAUCACCUGGUGCCUCUGGACUUUAUGAACUCAGGCAUCCAUGGGAUGCUGGGGUUUGACUGCUUCCAGGUUAAUGACUGGGGGGCCAGGACCCUUGAUGGUGGGUGCUAAAAAGAAACAAAAUAAGCCCUAAAUUGAAGCGGGGUGGUAGAACCAAAGAGGAUGACCUAUGCAAUGCCUAUGGGGUAUAAGGAUGGCACAGCCAGGGUGUGAACUGCUAACUGCAGGUUGAGGUCAGGGGGUGCAGCCCCAUCUCACUGUCACCCAGCCUGAGCAGGCAGCUCAGAGGCAGCGAGACAACGGGUGCCUCUGAUGUGGUGGGGAUGGGGGUUCUCACCAGGAGGGGUUGCAGGGGAGGAGGAGGAUUACAGUAACGGUGGCACAAGGGCUCGAUGCACAGUUUCGGAGGUGUGGGCAGAUGUGAAAGAUUUUGAACUGUGGCAGAGCUGAAGCACAGCUUCCAUGUGUGGAGGCCGCAGGGCCUCCUGUGCACCAGUGAUGGAGGCGGCGGGUGAGGUGCAAUGCAAGAGCUCUGAUCUGAUCUGCAGGAGCUCUGAUCUGUGUUUGUGACCCUGGCAUUUGCUCCUCACCAAGUGUGGAGGGAAGGAGGAGACCUUGUGGAGAAGGAGCUGGAUGGAGGGUCAUCAGUUGCUGGGGAAGACCUGCAAAGAGCUCAGAAAAAGGGGCUGCCACCUUGGUGCUGUCACUGCUUGCUUGCAUGCGUGGUGCUGUCUGCAAAGCAGCCAUCAGUCGCUUUCUUGUUGCUUGAACCUGUUAGUGUACCAGCAGUGCUGGGGUGGCUGGGAACAGCAGGAGCUGGCAGAGGGUCCCAAACCUCCCCUGGGCAGGAGACCUUCCACCUCCCCACUGCGCUUCCUGAGGGUACUCAGCCAAGCGAUGCUGCAGAGCCGGAGUCACAGGGGUGUGGCAGCCUGACAGUGUCUGUCCCAUCCCCAGCAUUCCUGGGCUCCCUGCGUCCUGGCCCUGCAGCUGGUCCUGAUGCUCACCAGGUGGUCCUGAUGCUCACCAGGGUGUGCUUGAGUCGUGGUGUUCUGUGUGUCUGAGCCUGUGUGGUCCCAGAUCCCACCGGCCGGACAAAGGUCCCUAUGUGCCCCUUAUCCACCCAGCCCCAGGUGUUCUCCAUCUCAGCCACCUGCACUGCUCUAAAUGUCUGCCUGGAACAUGAAAACGAUCCCAGCUGGGCUGACGGCUCUGAGGCCUCCAUCCCCACGCUGCAUGCUAAGAUGCCUGACUCCUGCUCAGGCCCUCAGGGACACGGCCGCUGUCCCCAGGGUGUCUGGGAUAGAGAUGGGAAGGGGGAGGACCAGCAUUGCCCACAGCAGCGGGGCUGUGGGUUGCACAGGGCCCGGCCCACCGCCCCUUCCCCCACCUGCGAGCUGGUUCCAGCAGGUGGCAUGGAAAAUGUCGGAGCGCUCCGUGCCCCACCAGCACCAUGCAACGGCCCACAUCCGUCAUUGGCGCAGACGGGCCGCGAUUUGUCUAUAUAUGGCAAAGCAAGGCGCCGCGUUCUCCCCACGGCCCUGCGCCCGCCCCGUCGCGUCACUUCGGCUUUUUGAGGUUUCCCUUCACGCUCUCUUUUGCCUUCCGCUCGCGGCCCGUUUCACCCGGCAGUUUCUGGUUGACUCACCCCCAACGGCCGCGCUCCCAGUGCGGCGCUGGGCCUGGGGUCGGGUGCUGCUCUGGCACUGCGGGCAGCCCAUCACACCAGGUGUGAGCACAGCCCUGGGCACAGCCGCCGUGUGUCCCUUGGUGCCACUUGAAGGAUGGGGGCUCAGCCCCCCCGGGUCCUAUCCCCUGCCUCAAAUCGUGGGCAGAGAGCAGAGCGCAGGUGGCACUGAGCCUGCCGGGCAGAGCUGGGGAUCCCAACCCAUCUCAGUGUGUCCCGGUCUGUCUUGGCUCUCUCCUCUGGGCUCAGAGGUGCUGCAGUUCUGCCUUGUGCCUUCACAACAGUCCUCCUGGCCAGCAGGAGGGCUGCAGCCACUACUCUGCUCACCCAGCACAUUCCCAAAAGCCAGUUUUGGCCUCCGUGAUGCAGUGCAGCCAGGCCUAUGAGCACCCGUGGGCUCAGGGAGCACAGGUGACUCCAUCCACUGGUGACAUUUGAGGCUGCUCUGACGGGGACGCUGGUGGCUCGUGUUGGGAAUGCGGUCAUUAGGCUUCAGAGUGAGCAGCGGCACAAGGAAGGUUCCAUCUGUGGCUGGCAGGCACUGCUGGGUGGAGCAGGAGAUGAUCCCAGAGAUCUGUGCCAUUGAGGCUGAGGAGACAGCGGCACGCAGACCCCUUUCCCACUCCCCAGGACAGCAGCAGGGGGUCAGGCAGCCUGUGGUUGAGAGCACUCUUUCUUCUUCCUCCUCCUCCCCUGACACAGCCCCGUGAAGCACAGCACAGGCCCAAAGGCAGCCGGCCCUGCCGCCACUUCCCCUGCGUGCAGCAAGCGCCCUGACCACAGCCGAGGAGGGGAAGUUGCUGCAAGGAGAGAUAAGAAAUAUCAGCUCUUUCGCAGCUCCUGAGCUGCACUGCUCGACAAGGGCCCUUCUCUCUGCCUAAGGGCCUGGGUCAGCCGUGCUGCCGCCCCCAGAGCCCCAGCACCCGCUGCCCUGUGCUCACUGAUACUGGGAAAGUUACUGGAAAAGCAACAGCAGCGGGGAGUGGGGCCAGGGCCGGCAGCUCCACGCACCAUCAGCACUGAGAAGGGAGCAGAAAGGGCAGUGCAGGGGGAUGCUGCAGGUGGCAGAGCCACAGCUGAGUGCCCUGAGAUGAUGGCAGAGAUGGGGCCAAUGCCAGGUCCUGCUCUCCUGCAGGGCUCGGUGUGGGCCAGGGGCUGCCCCAGCACCACGGGGGCUCCGCUGGUUCCCGCACACCCAUGGGUGCAGAGUGAGGCUGGGAGCGCUGGGGGCUGGGUGCUCCCACGAGACCCCCCAGAGAGGAAACGCAGCUGCUUCACCUCCCCCAACCAAACCCCAAACGUCUCUGUGAUCUCAGCAGCUAUUUUGGCUGUGUGUGGGGAGCACGGAGGAAAGGGGGGUAAGUUAGAAACUUGUUUGCCACUUGGCAAAGUUAACCAAUGGCCGGGGGAUGCAGUGAGUUCAUCAUCAGUCGGAGACUUUCAGACCUCCUCAGCCCAUGAAACCAGAUCUGCUGAUUUCCUUCUUUUUGAGAAACAGGAGGCGGCGGGGGGCUCUGCCGGAGGAGGAACCCAGCCUGGGACACCCGAAAUGCCGUGUCCCCUGGCCACGCUCUGCCGCGCAGCCGGGAAAGAGGAAGCGUCACCUCCCCCACUUCUCUGCCGGGAAGGCAGCCGGGUCUGCGUUGCGGGGAACGGCCCCCGGGCACCUGGCUCUGUGUGGGGCACAGCGUUGUGUCCUGCUGUGCUCUACGGCCGCGGCACCCCCAGCCCCCGUCCCGGCCACGUGCUUCACCCUCCCCUUGGCUUACUGCUCCACCGCCGGCUCUCCUUCAGGAACAAGCCCCGCCUCGCCUGGCAGCCCUAUUAGCAUUAAAUUGAGCUUUUCUCCAAUAAAUGAUCUCCAAGAGCCCUAGUACCUGUCACCGGCCACCCAGACGCAGCUCCAGCAGGGCUGUGCUGCCCUCAGAGCAGGGUGUGCUGCGAGCAGCAUGGCCUUGGCCCUACGGUUUGGGGAAAGUCCCUCGGCAGCAACGCGGCUCCUUCACUUUGCUUCAGGAUGUGGGGGGCUGCCACUGGCUCCCCCAUUGCACACGGUGGCUUUGUCAUCCUACAACCCACAGCACCUCGACAGCCAGCAGCACAGCAGGCCUUGCCGCCUCGGGGGUGCUGUCUGGUGUGGGGGUGUCUCCGGCUCAGGAAGAACCCGCUCACACCUCACCUCCAGUCAGAGCACUGUCACACUUUUUGGGUGUCCCCAGAAGUGGUUGCAUUGCAGGUUGGACAGGCUCCCAGAGGCAGCCAGGCAAUGGGAGCUGAUGCUGCGGGAGCAGAGCAGCCCCAGUUCGGGAGGAGCCCCACAGCAAACUGCCUCUGUGCCCAAAGCCCCUCUGCCUGCUGUAAGCCCCACACCUGCUGUUGGAGCAAGCCAAAUCUCAGUGGCUGCUCGGCUGAUUUUGACUUUGCUAUUUCUUUGCUUUCUGUAAACCUCACAGUGUGAUUUCUUUUUAAUAUUUCCUCCCAGAUUAUCAAUGUAGAGAAUGAAUGGUAUUCCCCAAAAAUGAAUGUGUAGCACAACUGCGUGAAACCCAUCCCACUGACUAAGGCAUCCCCAUUCACAGCCAUUUUUGGGGAUUUAGCUCGUCAUUUUUCAUCUGGUUUAAGGCACAACUUCAUGCAACACUGCUGACCUUCCCUGGCUCCAUGCUGCAUUUCUCAGAGACAGCAGGAGAGCAAAGCUGGGGGCUCACCCCUGUGCAGACCCACAGCUCUUUGCUCUUGCGUGAGGCUGCGAAACUGCACACCGCUCAGAGAUGGCAUCUGUGCCAUGGGUCCUUGGCUAGAAAACUGGUGCCAGAGUUCACCUCAGGCCCAGUGCUGGUAUUAUGGGGUGCCGAUGGCCACCCCUCAUGGCUCCAGCCCCCGAGUGGCAGUGCAAGAGGGAUGCGCCCGCCCUGCAGAUCUGGCUUUCAUUUUCUUUUCGGGGGCCUCGUGUUCCUGUUGGCCGUUAUGGCUUCCUCAGCUGUGGGGAAGUCUGGUGUUGCAGAGCACUGUGUAAGGGAAAGACUCAGGAAGGUUUCUUGGGCAACACAUUUCCUAAAGAGCAGGGCUAGGGCUCACAGCUCACUGGCACCCGUGUCCCCUCCUGCUGCACUCCUGCCAUGGGGCUCGGGGACCCCAAACCCUCAUCCAACACUGCCAUCCCCUCCCUAAGCUCUGCGCUGAGGAACACCUGCUGCAGGGCUGGGAUGAUGGAACACAGCAGAGACGGCGGGGCCAACCCCACACUCUGCAUUGAGCGCCUGGGUCUUGGGGGUUAGAGGGGGGGCACAGCUGCUGUCAUUCUGCCCUGUGCAAACAGUGCAAACAGUGCAAACAGUGCAAACAGUGCAAAUAGCUUUUUUUUUUUUUCGCACAAACAUGUUUGUUGCUCAGUGCAGCGAGGCCCAGGGGAGCGUAACCGGCUGCUCUGCAACGGCCCCCAGUGCUUCCGGCGCUGACGGGCGGCUGCCCCUCGCCCCACGGCUGCGGUCGGGCUGCAGGGUGGUGCUGGGUGGGACCACGCACCGUUAUCUCCUCAGCAGCUACGGCUCUUCCUGUGGUCGGGGCCACGUGGGCAGGAUGGGGUUAAAAGCAGCCUCGCUCCCCGCUGCGGCCCAUUGCUCCUCCGGACACCAGCACCCCAUAGAGCACCUGCAGCAUUGGCACCAGCGUGGGCCACCUGCGCCCCAACUUGGGUGGAGUGGAGAGGAGGCACCGCCGUGGCGGAUGGGUGGGAGGAGGCGGGAAGAGGCCGAAGCAGAAGUGCCACCGAAGGGGAUUUUGGUGGCAGCGGGAUGGGAGGCGUUGGACGCAGAGCUGUGGAGCAGGUGAGGCUGAUGUGGGGCUCCAAAGUGGCAGGGGGGAGGCGGGGAUGAGAUUGGAGCAGGGUGUGGGGCUCCGUGUGGCCACGGGAGCCUCCUGGUGCCACCCAGAACAUGGCUUGAAGGACAGUGGGGACACUGAGGGGGUCAUGUGGGGCUGGAAGAAAGAGGAGAGGUGGACAUUCAUGAGGAGCCCCCAGCCCACGGCACUCCUGUGAUUCUAAGGGGAGGGUAACCUUGAGCGGACAGAGUGUGGGAGCCCCACAGGAUGGGACAAGGAGGUCCUCAGUGACAAGGGUGAGAGCAUGAAAUGGAGACCACGCAGGGACUUUGAUAGGGCAGUCCCUGUAAUGUGGACAGGGUUUGCUGUGAGGUCCCCACCAUGAGGACAAAGCAAAGGAGCCUUCUGUGAUCAUAGUGGCAUUUAGACAGGGUCUCCACCACAGGGACAAGGCAAGGCAAAGGGUACCCAGCCAAAAGGUGGAGUUUUCCAUAGGAUCCUCACCACGCGGACAGCGCAAAAAGUGUUCCGUGACCAGAGAACAUUGAGGUGGCAUCUCUGCAUGUGGAUGCAGCUAGGGGGUUGUGUGUGACUUUGAUGAGCUUUGAGGGACAGUGAGGGAAUUUAGCUGGGAUUUCACCCUUGCGAUCAAGAUUAAGUGGUCCUCUGUGGCUCAAAGGGGUCUUAAAGGCCAGCAAUGAAGUUUGAAGUGGAAUGUACCCAAACAAGGGGUUAAUGGGGCGGGGGGUCCUGGUCUUCCACAUGGAGGUAAGGGAAAGAAGCCCAGGGUGGGGGUCUGAGAGUACAUAAUGAGGUUUGAGUGGGUUCUCUCCGGCAGGAACAAGACAAGAAGGUUUUCUGUGCUAGAAUGGGGUCUGAGGUGGGCUCUGUCCUCUGGGGGCAAGGUGACAACAUCCUCUGUUCUCAGCAAAGAGCUCGAGAGGAAAUGGUGGCCUGCAAAGUAGGCUGUUCCCCCAUAGGGACAAGCAAGGCCAGGCUGCCCCUUGCGCCCAGGAUGGGUCUUAGAGUUAAAAGGCAAGAUCUCCCCAUGGGGGUAAGGCAUGGAUGUCCCCUGUGCCCCACUUGGCUCCUCAGGGUGGGAGGUGAUGCCUGCAGGGGCUGCCCGUCUCUUCGUGCCCCCGGCCAUGCUGCCCGUGAAGACAUCCCUGCGGCUGGGCGCGGGCAGAGGAAAACACAUCGCCAGAGAAGAGCAACCACCGACAUCGACUGAGAGACAGUGCAGUCACCCAUAAAGUAGAAAGCACUACUAAACAGCACUGCAGGGUGUAGUGUUUCCUACUUUAUGGAUGAGUGUACUGUGGGCUACGGAGAAGAGAACGCCAACAGCAGCAACCUCUGUGCCAGCCACCGUCAUGGAGCUGAGGACGGAAUGGCACCAUCCCCACUGCACAGCGGGGAGCAAGGGACCACGAGGCCCUGUCCCCACUGCCUGCUGUAUGGGGUGGGAGUUCUGUGCUGGCCGCUGUGGGAGGGCAGGUAGGUAGCAUGGCCUCUCAUUUGCACUUUUUUCACCCCACCUUCAUGGCAAAUUCGGCAGAGUCCUGCACGAAGCUGGGGUGGUGGCCACAUGUGGAUGGGGGCAGGUGGGGGCUGCUGAGCGGCUUUGCACAGCUGCACAAUGACACAGGGGCUGCUAAAUAAAACUCUUUCAGCAUUCA
Molecule: messenger RNA, 9181 nt
Organism: Phasianus colchicus (ring-necked pheasant)
Lineage: Eukaryota; Metazoa; Chordata; Aves; Galliformes; Phasianidae
Source: RefSeq, a predicted model, not a curated record